GCUGGAGAAACAAAAGAGGAUAGGCACCUGGUGCUGUUUGUGGGCUCUUCCCCCACCUAGUAGAGGAGGCGCGAGAAGGAUGCAUCAGAGAUGCCAGGGCAUCAGGGGCAGCAGGCAGCUCUGCCAGAGGGGCCUAGGCAGCCUUUACUCUAGCUUCCACCUGGGGAGCUGUUUGAGCUCAACCUUGUUGCAUGAGGACCAGAAAAGUGCAAGCUCAUGGAUGCUGAAGCCCUGGCUCAUUCUCAGAACCCUAAGGAGUUCGGCAUGGUUUAAGGCUGCUGACUUGUGCAGAGAACUACACAUGAGGUGGGAGGGCAGGGGCCACAUUGUGACAGUGGUAAAGACUGCAUUGAAGAGCUGGGACCCAUCAGAGGGCUCCAGAAAGCACAGGAUCUUAAGCAAGAAAGCUAUGUGGCUUGACCUGUCCCUGAGGAAGAGUACUUGAGCAGAGAUGGGGCAGAGAAGCAGUCAGGAAGCCCGUGCACUCAUCCAGACUCUUCCACUGCCUCCCAAAUAAAGCCAAAACAUCUCAAGGGGACCUCCCUGUGAUUGCCACAAGACCCAACUUCAGCCCUUUCUGGAACGCCCCAUGCCUUCACCAUUGCCUGCUCCCUCGGUGCUGGGAACCGCUUUCCUCUGUCCCUCAUACUCCCAGGCGGAUGGCCCCUCCCCCAGAAGCCGGCCCUGCCUGCCUGCUUUCACGGUAAAGGACUGCAUGCGGCGCCCCCGUGUGGUCGAGAGCCGCAGCGGCAGUGGCCGCGGCAGGCAAGAUGGUGGAGUUCUGGGCACCGCCCCUUCCGCCCGAGCGGGCGUCGCACGAGGCUGGCUUAAAGGGGAAGUGAGUCAGUGUCCGUGGACCCGGCCGGCCGAGGCCCCAAGAGGCCCCGGCCCGGUGGCGCCUUCGGCGGCCAUGGCUGGGGGCCUGGGCCCGGGGGACCCCGCAGCCCCCGGCGCCCAACACUUCUUGUACGAGGUGCCACCCUGGGUCAUGUGCCGCUUCUACAAAGUGAUGGACGCCCUGGAGCCCAGCGACUGGUGCCAGUUCGCUGCCCUUAUUGUGCGUGACCAGACCGAGUUGCGGCUAUGUGAACGCUCCGGGCAGCGCACUGCCAGCGUCCUGUGGCCCUGGAUCAACAGAAAUGCCCGAGUGGCUGACCUCGUGCACAUCCUCACGCACCUGCAGCUGCUCCGCGCGAGGGACAUCAUCUUGGCCUGGCAACCUACCGUCCCCCUCCCAUCCUCCAGCACCACCAAUCCGAGAACCAGCAGCAUCACCGAACUCCCUGAGGCCAAGGCCCCCAGCCCCCGGAAGUCGCUGUCACCAGCUUCCACCCUCCUCUCCCCAGGUGUUCCAGGCUCCCAGACCCAUUCUGGGCCUGAGUACAGUCCUGUCCCAAGCCCUGCUGCCCUACAGCCACCACCACCAUCUCUAGCCUUUCCUUCUACCAAGCAGAGCCCAGAGAAUCCAGUGUCCUUUCUGCAAGGGACCCACCCCUCUCCAUUCUGCUGGCCCCUCCAUGAGAUUUCCCAGGGCACCCACAACUUCUCAGAGGAGUUGAAGAUCGGGGAGGGCGGCUUUGGAUGUGUGUACCGGGCUGUACUGAGGAACACGGUGUAUGCUGUGAAGAAGCUGAAGGAGGAGGCAGACCUGGAGUGGACCACUGUGAAGCAGAGCUUCCUGACCGAAGUGGAGCAGCUGUCACGGUUUCGUCACCCAAACAUCGUGGACUUUGCUGGCUACUGUGCUCAGAGUGGCUACUACUGCCUUGUGUAUGGCUUCCUGCCCAACGGCUCCCUGGAAGACCGCCUCCACUUCCAGACCCAGGCCUGUUCUCCUCUCUCCUGGCCUCAACGCCUGGACAUCCUUUUGGGCACAGCCCGGGCGAUUCAGUUUUUACAUCAGGACAGCCCCAGCCUCAUCCAUGGAGAUGUCAAGAGUUCCAACGUCCUUCUGGAUGAUAGACUGAUGCCUAAACUAGGAGACUUUGGCCUGGCCCGUCUCAGCCGUUUUGCAGCGGCCAACCCUGGUCAGAGCAGCACCGUGGCCCGGACACGGACGGUGCGCGGCACCCUAGCCUACCUGCCCGAAGAGUAUAUCAAGACCGGGAGGCUAGCUGUGGACACGGAUACCUUCAGCUUUGGCGUGGUAAUUCUGGAGACCCUGACUGGCCAGAGGGCUGUGAGGACGCAUGGUGACAAGACCAAGUAUCUGAAAGACCUGGUUGAAGAGGAAGCCGAGGAGGCCGGGGUGUCCCUGAAAAGCACCCAGACCACGCUCCAAGAGGGUCUGGCUGCAGAUGCCUGGGCUGCCCCAGUUGCCACCCAGAUCUACAGGAAGCACCUGGACCCCAGGCCAGGGCCGUGCCCACCUGAGCUAGGCCUGGCCCUGGCCCAGCUGGCUUGCUGCUGCCUGCAGCGUCGGGCUAAGAGGAGGCCCCCCAUGACCCAGGUGUACGAGAGGCUGGAGAAGCUUCAGACAGCAAUGGCAGGGCCAUCCCUGGAGCUAGAAGCUGCUAGCCGCAGCCCCCCUUCCCCACAGGAGAACUCCUACAUGUCCACCACCAGCAGUGGCAGCCCCUGGCAGCCCCUGGCAGUACCCACAGGAGCCCCGGCCCAGGCUCCAGAGCGGCUCCAGAAAGGCCCCAACCAGCCUGUGGAGAGUGACGAGAGUGUGUCUGAUCUGUCUGCUGCCCUGCAUUCCUGGCACCUGACCGCAAGCUGCCCUGCAGGCCCCGCCCUGCUAGAUAGCCCUGGACAAGGGGCCGCCACGUGGACCCCAGCACCCCUUGGGCAGGCCAGCUGUACUCAAGGGGGUCCCGCCCAAGAAUUGACAUGCAGGAGCAGCCCAGAGCCCCGGUCCACAGCUGUAGAAGGGUCACUCCUGGGUAGCUCUGCGUCAUCACGGCCACCACAGAUUGUCAUCAAUCCGGCCCGACGGAAGAUGGUGCAGAAGCUGGCCUUGUACGAGGACGGGGUCCUGGACAGCCUGCAGCUGCUGUCAUCAAGCUCCCUCCCAGGUUUGGGCCUGGAACACCAACACAGGCAGGGCCCGGAAGAGAGUGAUGAGUUUCAGAGCUGAUCUGUUCACCUGGGCAGAUCCCCCAAACCCGGAAGUCAAAGUUCUCAUGGUCAGAAGUUCUCAUAGCACACAAACCCUCAGGGGCCCGCGGGCAGUAGGGGCGGGGGCCCCAGCCUCACAGGGGAGAGUAGCCCCUGUGCUGUAGGGGAAUGGGCACAGGCCGGGCUCAGUGCCACCCGGGGCUGCUGCUGGAAGCUGUCAGUAGGACAGGACAUCUCACAGGCCUGCCUUCGGUCCAGCAUUCGGGGGGAGAGGAAUGCGAGCCUGAAGGCUGCCAGCUGCACAGGCCAGAGAGGAGAGGUGAGGAGGACCAUGGGUACAGUGGGAUAAAGUGGGGAGCCGCUACCCCAGAGUUGGGCAAGGCAUUUGCAGCCCAGGCCUACCGCAGCCACCCUUAACCUUUCUUUCUGAAUUUUGCUGAAGCCCUAGGGGAAAGCGGCCAUUCUGUAGAAUAGAGCAGAGGAGGCCUGGGGUCCUCCCAGCUGCUUGAAACGCGCGAAAGAGAGUUGUGGCCGUCCUGUGGCUCAGUCCACUAGAAGUGAGAGUUCUGAGAUACCCCAGAGAGUUCCAGCAGUGCCCCCCAUCAGGCCAGUGUCAGUGGGCCUCAUUGGGCAGCUGGGAGCUAGCCUAACAUGAUUGCCUGCUAGCUGGGCCACCCCUGGGUGCUACAGACAGGUACCAAACCCGGCCGGGCUCGGCAUCAGGCCCGGGCACUGACUGUGACAGAAGGGCCCCUUCCCAAGGUUGACGUAGGCCUGAGUCCUGUGUUACCCAGACAGCGAGAAGCCCCAGGGCAAGAAGUCGGGAGCAAGGCAGAGAAAAAGGAAAAGGAAAUUGAGACACUUUUAGAAACGGGAGGUUUCACGUAACAGUGUCUUCGAAAGUUAGCCCAGGGCUACAGCAUAGGCUUACAGUGACUUGUGUCCACAAUCGUGAAUCACACUACGUGCCUCACAAAGAAAGGCAUUGGUGAAGUCCAAGUUGUACCGGAGUAAUAAAAGCUUAUGUUUCAA
Artibeus jamaicensis (Jamaican fruit-eating bat) is the source of this 4092-nucleotide messenger RNA. RefSeq names its product interleukin 1 receptor associated kinase 1 (gene IRAK1). The record is from RefSeq and is a predicted model, not a curated record. The transcript has 15 exons. Gene Ontology annotation, molecular function: protein kinase activity; protein binding; ATP binding. Gene Ontology annotation, biological process: protein phosphorylation; signal transduction. The coding region runs from base 590 to 3079 and encodes 829 amino acids. Gene Ontology annotation, cellular component: plasma membrane. Lineage: Eukaryota; Metazoa; Chordata; Mammalia; Chiroptera; Phyllostomidae.